Molecule: messenger RNA, 2301 nt
Organism: Cyphellophora attinorum
Lineage: Eukaryota; Fungi; Ascomycota; Eurotiomycetes; Chaetothyriales; Cyphellophoraceae
Product: Hexokinase
Exons: 5
Coding region: 1-2301 (766 amino acids)
Biological process (GO): glycolytic process; glucose 6-phosphate metabolic process; intracellular glucose homeostasis
Cellular component (GO): cytosol; mitochondrion
Molecular function (GO): glucokinase activity; mannokinase activity; ATP binding
Source: RefSeq, a predicted model, not a curated record
AUGAGUCGAGCAUCUACCUCGCCGUUCACGGAUCGCCGUCAACAGAUGACGCCUCCAUCAAGGUCAUCCUCCAUCGUAACCCCGCAGAAGAGAAAGAUCGAUGAGCUUCCAUCAAGGUCGUCCCCUGGCAUUACUCCGCAGAAGAGAAAGAUCGACGAGCUCAAACUCGGUGGCGAUGUUGUGCGCAUCUGGGUCGGCGAUAAUCGUGAUGAGUUCAUGAUCCAUGCCAAACGCCUUGGGGAGACCAGCUUCUUCGAUGUCCACGGCGCGCCGGGAGAUUACGACAUUGCCAAGCUCAAACCCAAUGGUACACAGCUCGUUCCCCUUGGUUCUGAGGUCGCAGUCAAAGACGAGAACGAUGUCAGUGUCGAAGUUCAAGCUGCAUCCGGCCCCAGACCCGACUAUCUUCUGGAUCCUGGAAACACGUACUCUGGUUCUGCUUUCGUCUAUGUCGCUCGAUACCUUUACAAGGAAGACAUCCCACUGAUCGGUGAUCGCACUGCAGUCAAGGUCGCGCUGUUCGCUUACCAGUACGCACGCACUUACAAGAUGUACGCGCUACAGAACGUCAUCGUCGAUCGCUUCCGCAAGCACUAUCUCUCCCACCACGUCCGCAUGGAUGAACUGACCUGGCUCACGAAGAAGUUUGGCGACGACGCGAACUCGACUCCGCUCACCCGCUACAUCUUGGAGCAGAUCGUACAUGACGUUGCGGCCCGUGGUUUCGUCGACUUCAAUAAUGACAACGAAUGGCUCGAGAAAUUCCAGAAAGAGGGCAAUCGCAAAAUGCGCUUCUCGAUGUUCCAAAUCCUCUCACGUCACGCCAGCGCUGCCCAACCAGGAUGUCGUGGACUCCAAGACCCGGCGGAGGAUCAUAAGGAGUGGAAGGUGGACAAGGACGGUUCCUUCGCCGAUGCACCGCAGAAUCUAGUGGAGGAGAUAUCCAACCUCGAACGGAUCUUCACCGUCGACGCAGCCAAGCUCAAGGAAAUCACAGAUCACUUCGUAAAAGAGCUCCAAAAAGGCCUCGAUGGCCCCGCCAACAUCCCCAUGAACGCCACCUGGGUGACCGGCUUCCCCACCGGCGACGAAACCGGCCGCUUCCUCGCCCUCGACAUGGGCGGCACCAACCUGCGCGUCUGCGAGAUCGAGCUCCCCGAAGAAAAAGGCGAGUUCGACAUAAUCCAAUCCAAAUACCGCAUGCCCGAAGAGCUCAAAACAGGCACCUCAGAAGAACUCUGGGAGUACAUCGCCGACUGCGUGCAACAAUUCAUCGAAUACCACCACGAGGAAGAAGACCUCGGCACCCUCCCCCUGGGCUUCACCUUCUCCUACCCCGCGACACAAGACUACAUCGACCACGGCGUCCUCCAACGCUGGACAAAAGGCUUCGACAUCGACGGCGUCGAAGGCCAAGACGUCGUCCCGCAAUUCGAAGCCGCCCUCAAGAAACGCGGCCUCCCCAUCACGGUCGCCGCCCUGAUCAACGACACGACCGGAACCCUCAUCGCAUCCGCCUACACCGACCAAGCCAUGAAAAACUGCGGCUCCAUCGGCAAACUCGCCCACCUCAACCUCCCGCCGGACAUGCCCAUGGCCAUCAACUGCGAGUACGGCGCCUUUGACAACGAGCACGUCGUCCUCCCGCUCAGCAAAUACGACGUCAUCAUCGACGAAUCGAGCCCGCGACCAGGCCAACAAGCAUUCGAGAAAAUGAUCGCCGGCCUCUACCUAGGCGAGAUCUUCCGCCUAGUCCUCGUCGACCUGCACGAGAACAAAAACCUCCUCUUCCAAAACCAAGACAUCUCCGCCCUCAAGAAACCCUAUACUCUAGACGCCUCCUUUUUGUCCUUCAUCGAAGAAGACCCCUUUGAGAACCUCCAGGAAACAGCCGACCACUUCCACACCCUCCUCAACCUCACCGCCUCCAAACCCGAGUUGGAACUUUGCCGGCGCUUGGCUGAGUUGAUUGGGACGCGCGCCGCGAGACUUAGUGCGUGUGGGGUAGCCGCUAUAUGCAAGAAGAAGGGGAUGGAGAGCUGUCAUGUGGGUGCGGAUGGGAGUGUGUUUAAUAAAUAUCCGCAUUUCAAGCAGAGGGGGGCGCAGGCGUUGAGGGAGAUACUUGAUUGGGACGACAAGGGUAUCAAGAAGAACAAAGAUCCUGUAGUUAUGAGCAGCGCAGAGGACGGUUCUGGCGUGGGUGCUGCGCUGAUUGCGGCGUUGACGAUUAACCGGAUCAAGGAAGGAAAUGUUUACGGAAUUCGGGAUACGAGUAAGUUUGAUUGUUUUACAAAGUCAUGA